Hevea brasiliensis (rubber tree) is the source of this 1528-nucleotide messenger RNA. RefSeq lists its product as uncharacterized. Gene Ontology annotation, biological process: chloroplast organization; regulation of DNA-templated transcription. The transcript has a single exon. Lineage: Eukaryota; Viridiplantae; Streptophyta; Magnoliopsida; Malpighiales; Euphorbiaceae. The coding region runs from base 195 to 1409 and encodes 404 amino acids. The record is from RefSeq and is a predicted model, not a curated record. Gene Ontology annotation, cellular component: chloroplast. Gene Ontology annotation, molecular function: double-stranded DNA binding.
UGAAGAUUUAUUUAGCCCACAGACACAGACAGCGGCGAGCAAAUGCAAAACCCUCAUAAAUUCUUUCUUCUUCUCAGCUUUCGAAAUGCAACGAAAGUAUGUCACUCUCCUUGACUUGCUUGAUGCUUUACUGUUCAUUUGUCAGAGUCUAAAAGCGUCUGAUUCACUUCGAAAUUUUCGGUGAGUAUCCUUCAAUGUUUGGCUUUUUGGGUUCAAGAUUAGCUUUGAAUAAGAGUGCUUCUUUGUUGGUCUCAAAUACCCAACUGGGUAUUCUUCCUUUUCGCUUAUUUUUCAUAAUCAGAUGCUUUUCGUCUACCAUAUCUUCUAAUUUGAAUGAACAGUCAUUCACAGUCUCAUAUCUCAUAAAUUCAUGUGGAUUGACCACAAAAUCUGCUCAAUCCGUCUCUAAGAAGAUAUGUUUUGAAACCUCUGAAAGACCAGACUCAGUGCUUAAGCUUCUCAGGGAACAUGGAUUCACCAAUUCCCAAAUCUGCAAAAUUGUUAGGAGUCGACCCCAGGUGCUUCUAGCGAAACCAGAAAAGACACUCUUACCCAAGUUUGAGUUUCUGCGUUCUAUAGGGGUUUCAAGAUCAGGACUUUGUAUACUUGUUUCUAGGAUUCCGGAUUUGUUGACUCGAAGUUUAGAGCAGUGUCUGAUCCCAAGUUAUGAGAUCCUUAAAACUGUACUUGUUUCUGAUGAGAAAGUAGUUAGGACCCUGAAUCGCAUGGGGAGCAGAUCUUUUUACUCUUUGCAGAAAAGAUUUUCUAACAAUUCGUCACUCUUAAGAGGGCUUGGAAUCUCUCAAUCUUUCAUCUCUUACUUGGCCACCCAAUGUCCGUCAGUCAUGUGCCGAGAAGUGGGCAAGUUUGCUGAAGGGGUUAAGAAGGUUUUGAAACUAGGAUUUGACUCUUCAAAAUUAACAUUUGUUGAGGCAGUCCGUGUUUUUCACCACAUGUCGCACAAAACAUGGGAACACAAAAUAGAGGUUUAUAGGAGAUGUGGUUUUUCUGAAGAUGAGAUCUGGUUGAUUUUCAGAAAGCAUCCCAUGUGCAUGGCUUUGUCUGAGAAGAAGGUCAUGGAUACAGUGGAUUUUCUUGUGUGCAAGAUGGGUUGGCAGCCUGCUGCUGUUGCCAGACGUCCAAUCACUCUUUGUCUUAGUUUGGAGAAGAGGAUUAUGCCUAGAUGUUCUGUUGUAAGAGUUUUGCUUUUAAAGGGUUUGAUUCAGGGAGACAUCCAUUUAUCCUCAGUGUUUAUGGCUUCUGAAAAGCUAUUCUUGGAAAGGUUUGUGAUCAAGUAUCAAGAACAUGUGCCCCAAUUACUGGAUAUCUAUCAAGGAAAAAUGGGUCUUACAGAACUUGGGUUUGGGUUUGAUGAUAAGUUUAAGAUUUCUGGGUUAAAAAAUGUCUAGCCAGCAGCAUGUCGAUCUUAAACUCAUUAAUUGCAAUUUGAUGUUACUUUCUUAUUGAUUCCUUUGGUGCAUUGAUAAAGCUUUAAUGAGUAACUUUGAUAACUUGCUGUUACUUGUCA